AUGUCUCGCUUCUCUGGAAAAACUGUGAUCAUCACUGGAUCUUCUAACGGAAUCGGACGAUCUGCCGCUCUCAUCUUUGCUAAAGAUGGUGCCCAAGUCACCAUCACUGGAAGACACGCUGAACGUCUUGAAGAGACUAGACAACAGCUUCUGAAGGCAGGAGUCCCGGCUGGAAAUAUCAAUGUAGUGGUGGCAGAUGUGACUGAAUCUUCAGGACAAGAUCAAAUUAUCAACACCACUCUAAGCAAGUUUGGGAAAAUUGAUAUUUUGGUCAACAACGCCGGUGCAAACUUGGCCGAUGGCACUUCCAACACAGAUCAACCUGUAUCGUUGUACGAAAAAACGUUCAAGGUGAACUUUCAAGCUGUCAUCGAGUUGACACAGAAGACCAAGGAGCAUUUGAUCAAGACAAAGGGAGAGAUUGUAAAUGUUUCCAGUAUUGUAGCAGGGCCACAAGCGCACCCCGGCUAUCCAUACUACGCUUGUGCCAAGGCUGCCCUUGACCAAUACACCCGGUGCACUGCAAUCGACCUCAUCCAGUACGGGGUCCGUGUCAACUCUGUCAGCCCUGGAGUCGUUGCAACUGGAUUCAUGAACGCUAUGGGACUACCUGAUGCCGCAUCCCAGAAACUUUAUGACUUCAUGGGAUCGAAAAAGGAAUGUGUGCCAGUUGGAUACAGUGGACGCCCGGAGGAAAUUGCAAAUGUCAUUGUGUUCUUGGCUGAUAGAAACUUGUCUUCUUACAUCAUUGGGCAGUCGAUUGUAGCUGAUGGUGGAUCCACUCUUGUCAUGGGAAUGCAGGCUCAUGAUUUGAUGGGAAUUCUUAGCCAAUAA
Molecule: messenger RNA, 834 nt
Organism: Caenorhabditis remanei
Lineage: Eukaryota; Metazoa; Nematoda; Chromadorea; Rhabditida; Rhabditidae
Exons: 3
Coding region: 1-834 (277 amino acids)
Molecular function (GO): oxidoreductase activity
Source: RefSeq, a predicted model, not a curated record